Suillus clintonianus is the source of this 339-nucleotide messenger RNA. RefSeq lists its product as uncharacterized. The record is from RefSeq and is a predicted model, not a curated record. Bases 1 to 339 code for a protein of 112 amino acids. NCBI's taxonomy places the organism in Eukaryota, Fungi, Basidiomycota, Agaricomycetes, Boletales, Suillaceae. The transcript has a single exon.
AUGGUCACGCAGCAACAUGUCUUGUCGGAUGGGCUACCAAUCUACCGCAGACUCCAAUCCGAUGAUCAGGAUUCUGUGCGCUUACUCACCGUAGAAGAUCUUAUUGUUAUCGCGAAGCAACUUACGGACCGUAGUAGAUUCUAUUGUUAUCGUGUUCUGAAGCACGCAAUUCAUUCAAUUGAAUGGUCUCUGUCACUCGUCCUUUUUAAGUUUCUAUUCAAUCGCAAACGCAUAAAGCUUCUGGUCGUAUACUCUCCUGCUCUCUGCAAUCCCUCCAUUGUUAACCUCCCUUGGCGAGCUUCCUCGCAUUCAAUUUUCGAGAAGUCGAAAUUGAUGUGA